AUCAGAUUUUUUACAUUCAGGAAGACCAAGUCUCAGAACUUUCAUGCUAGAUAGGGGUGAACUUUCAACUAAACAUAAAAAGUGGCUCAACUUUGCAGGUUAAUCUGCAAACUGAAAAAUCUUAUUUUCCUUCCUUUCAGUGAUCAGAAAUGCAGGUUCCACAGUUGAUCUUAGACACUCUGGAUGAGUUGUGUGCUAAUGAUUUCAAAAGGUUUCUGUGGAACCUCACUCAGCCAGUGCUGGACGGAUGUCAGCCCCUUCGUAAGGGCCACCUAGAGAAUGCAGACCGGCAAGACACUAUGGGUAAGAUGAUAGACAGCUACGGCGAAGAGUCAGCUGUAAACAUCACAAUCCAAAUCCUGAAGAGGAUAAACCACAACAAUGCGGCAGAGAAGUUAAAGAAAGAAUAUGCAGGGGGAUCAACAGCUGGGCAACCUCCCUCCUCAGCCUCCUCUUCCUCUGGUGUGGCUCCUCCUGCCGGUUCCUCAGUUUGUGCCCAGGGUAGAAGCGUUAUCGUGGCUCCACAUAUCGACGGCAGCAGCGCUGGUGUAUCAAUUAACAUGAACAUAAAUACACAGUAAAUGUCUCUGUUGUUGAUUUUUAAUGGUUUUACACCGCAUUCAAAUUUGAUCAAAUCGUCCAUGUUGCUUUAGGCCUACUUUAAACUAUACAGCCUGUGUAAAGAUGAAUAGCCUAAAUCACCACUGGGGUUUCUUUACAGUUAAAGUUGAUUCAUUUCUGCAGACGUUUUUAAAAACUGUACUUAAAGUAACACAAAUUUGCUCUUACAAAUGACAAGUUGAAUUAUAUGCAAUAAUAAACACGAGUUAUCUGAA
Messenger RNA from Thunnus maccoyii (southern bluefin tuna), 836 nucleotides. RefSeq names its product caspase b-like. The transcript has 2 exons. Lineage: Eukaryota; Metazoa; Chordata; Actinopteri; Scombriformes; Scombridae. Bases 150 to 581 code for a protein of 143 amino acids. The record is from RefSeq and is a predicted model, not a curated record.